CGGCGGCGGGUGAUGGAGAGCAGAGCCCGAGCCCGCGCCGUCGCCCCGCGCGCGCCGCUUCCCCGCACCUGAACCGGGAGACCCUCACCCCGCGAGCCUUUCCGCGGCCCCGCUACUCCGGCCGGCAUGUGGCCGCCGGGUCGCUCCGCCGAAACGCGCAGCAACUUGUCAAGCGCUGCGGAGGACUGCGGUUCGGUGUCCGUGGCCUUCCCCAUUACCAUGAUGGUCACCGGCUUCGUGGGAAACGCGCUGGCCAUGCUGCUAGUGUCGCGCAGCUACCGGCGCCGCGAGAGCAAGCGCAAGAAGUCUUUCCUGCUGUGCAUUGGAUGGCUGGCGCUCACCGACAUGGUGGGGCAGCUCUUGACUAGCCCGGUGGUCAUCCUCGUGUACCUGUCUCAGCGGCGCUGGGAGCAUCUCGAUCCGUCAGGGCGCUUAUGCACCUUCUUCGGGCUGGCCAUGACGGUGUUCGGGCUGUCCUCGCUCCUGGUGGCAAGUGCCAUGGCCGUGGAGCGUGCGCUGGCCAUCCGCGCGCCGCACUGGUACGCCAGCCACAUGAAGACUCGCGCCACGCGCGCGGUGCUGCUAGGCGUGUGGCUGGCUGUGCUCGCCUUCGCACUGCUGCCGGUGCUGGGGGUGGGCCGCUACAGCGUGCAGUGGCCCGGCACGUGGUGCUUCAUUAGCACCGGGCCCGCGGGCAACGAGACCGACCCUGCGCGCGAGCCGGGCAGCGUGGCCUUCGCCUCCGCCUUUGCAUGCCUGGGGCUGCUGUCUCUGAUAGUCACCUUUGCCUGCAACCUGGCGACCAUCAAAGCCCUAGUAUCUCGCUGCCGGGCCAAAGCCGCCGCCUCGCAGUCCAGCGCCCAGUGGGGCCGGAUUACCACCGAGACCGCCAUCCAACUCAUGGGAAUCAUGUGUGUGCUGUCUGUCUGCUGGUCUCCACUAUUGAUAAUGAUGCUGAGAAUGAUCUUCAAUCAAACGUCCGUUGAGCACUGCAAGACUCAGAUGGGAAAGGGGAGAGAGUGCAACUCCUUCCUCAUUGCAGUUCGCCUGGCUUCGCUGAACCAGAUCCUGGACCCCUGGGUUUAUCUGCUGCUAAGAAAGAUCCUUCUUCGGAAGUUCUGUCAGGUAGCAAAUGCCGUCUCCAGCUGCUCUAGCGAUGUACAGAAAGGGCAGCCCAUCUCAUUGUCUAACGAAAUCGUACAGCCAGGGCCGUGAAAGUGAACAUAGCCAAUGUGCACACAGCUUUUGCAGCCAAUAUCCCUCGGACCGCGGCAUCUCUGGUAUGCUGCUGUUUAUGCUUUGGAAUGGAAUUUUUGAUAUAAAGCUGGAUGGUCUGAGGAGCAUAGAUAAUCCCUUCUGUGCCAAAAUCUUGAAAUACAAACAGAGGAAAAUCUGUUAAUAACAGUCUAGCAGUUUGAGUCUCUGCCAUUUGUGGCUGAAUAUGGGGUUAUUUAUGUGAUGAAACAUUUAUGAUAAAUGACCUUGAGCUACUUGGGUACAAAGAGUUGCUAUCCAAGCACACUGUGUGUGGGGAGUUUGGAGUGUAAACCCUUGG
Molecule: messenger RNA, 1555 nt
Organism: Microtus oregoni (creeping vole)
Lineage: Eukaryota; Metazoa; Chordata; Mammalia; Rodentia; Cricetidae
Gene: Ptger3
Product: prostaglandin E receptor 3
Exons: 2
Coding region: 127-1215 (362 amino acids)
Biological process (GO): negative regulation of gastric acid secretion; inflammatory response; phospholipase C-activating G protein-coupled receptor signaling pathway
Cellular component (GO): plasma membrane
Molecular function (GO): prostaglandin E receptor activity
Source: RefSeq, a predicted model, not a curated record